Messenger RNA from Trichogramma pretiosum, 1527 nucleotides. It is a transcript of the gene Non2, whose product is annotated as upstream activation factor subunit spp27. Lineage: Eukaryota; Metazoa; Arthropoda; Insecta; Hymenoptera; Trichogrammatidae. Gene Ontology annotation, cellular component: nucleus. The coding region runs from base 165 to 956 and encodes 263 amino acids. The transcript is spliced from 5 exons. The record is from RefSeq and is a predicted model, not a curated record.
GAUGUUGCUCCGCACAGCCGGUCACAGUUGGCAGCGAAACAUAGCUUCGCUCAGUCAUCACCCAGUACCUCGCUAUCUCUUUACUGCGCUCCACAAAGCCCCACUAACCUCCAAGCCUCUAUAUAGACAUCAGCUCAAGCUCAAGCGUUGUAUACACACUAGACAUGGCCGAUAUCAGCAAAGACGAACUCCGCAAGGAGAUUACCGCUAUCCUUAAGGAUGCCGACUUGACCUCAACUUCUGCUAAGAAAGUCAGAUUACAAAUUGAAAAGAAACUGGAUGUUGAUCUUACUGAAAGGAAAAAGGAGAUUGAUGAGUUAGUUAUGGAUUGUCUGCAAGAAAAGCAGCAAGAUGGAAAGAAAAAGAAGGCUGCAAGUGAAGAAUCUGAAGAUGGUGAAGAAGAAGAAGAAGAAGAAGAGGAAGAAGAAGAGGAGGAGGAAGAGGAAGAAGAAAAGAAACCUGCUAAGCGAGGCCCCAAGAAGGGAACUGCUAGCAAACGUAAGAAAGGUUCUUCUGACGAUGAAGAAAGUGCUAGUGAUGAGGACGCCAGCGAUGAAGAAUAUAGCCCUAAAAAAGUCAAACGUUCUGCCAAAAAAGGAGCUGGAAAAGCUGGUAAAAAAGGCAAGAAAGGUAAAAAUAGCGAUAGCGAUUCUGAUGAAGAUUGGGGUAAAAGCAAAAAAGCAACUCCUGCUAAAAAAGGAGGAGCUAAAGGAAGUGGAUACACCCGAGCUUACACUCUUUCAGCAGAAUUAGCCUCACUGGUUGGAUCUAAACAAAUGGCUCGACAUGAAGUUGUCAAGAAAGUUUGGGCAAUCAUCAAAGAAAGAAACCUUUAUGACCCUAAGAACAAACAGUUUGCCAUCUGCGAUGAUGAUUUAAUGAAAGUCAUUGGAGUCAAACGCUUCAGGACCUUUGGUAUGAUGAAAUACUUGAAAAAUCAUUUUGUUGCUGAAUAAAUUGUUCCUUUAUACAGAAGUGAUAAUUGUAUAAUUCGUCGCAUGAUAAGGGCCUUCUUACCAUCUUUUCACAAUGAUAUUCAUGCAUAUACAUUGUACAAAAACUUAUUUCAUGUACAACUUUACAUUCUUUAUCAAUGUUCGAAUUCUAUAACAUUGUAAUUUUUUAUUUCAAAAGACUUUAUACAUCCCACAACGAAUGUAAGCUUGCAAUAAUUACCGAAAUAUAAUGAGUUACAUCGACAUUAGUCACUUCUGGUUUUAAAACUUUUUGAAGCAUUUUGAAAAUUGCUAUUGUGUAAUUGUUGCAAGUAUUUUGGGUAAUUAAUGUUCAUUAAUGCUAAUUUUUUUAUAAUUUAAGAAGAUACUUUUUUUUAAAUCAUGAAAAGUAUAACAUUUUGUUUUAGUAAUUUCUAAAAUGAAUUGUAUGUGUAAAUAUAUACAAUUAUAAAAUUUUCUACUCGAUUUUUUGACUAUUUUGUUAGGUCCCAAGUCAUAUGCAUUUUUAUAUUUUAAGUAUAUCAAAUUGUAUUAAAAACUAUUAGAGAAGAAUAAAAAAUUUGAAAACUAA